Tyto alba (common barn owl) is the source of this 4683-nucleotide messenger RNA. RefSeq names its product BLOC-1 related complex subunit 5 (gene BORCS5). Gene Ontology annotation, biological process: positive regulation of anterograde synaptic vesicle transport; organelle transport along microtubule; lysosome localization. Lineage: Eukaryota; Metazoa; Chordata; Aves; Strigiformes; Tytonidae. Gene Ontology annotation, cellular component: synaptic vesicle membrane; BORC complex; cytoplasmic side of lysosomal membrane. The transcript is spliced from 4 exons. The record is from RefSeq and is a predicted model, not a curated record. The coding region runs from base 195 to 785 and encodes 196 amino acids.
GCCCGCCACCCGGGCGCAGCCGGAAGCCCCGUCGGCGGGCGCCGGUGGCGGCCGCGGUAGCGGCGCUGCCUCCCGCGCUGCAGGAGGCGGGGAGGAAGAGGAAGGAGGAGGAGGAGGAGGAGAAGAAAAAGGAGGAGGAGGAGGAGGAGGCGGCGGCGCUGGCGCUGGCGGCGGCCGGUGGCGGCGUCGCCGCCAUGGGAGCGGAGCAGAGCGCGGAGGCCGAGAGCCGCCCGGGCGAGCCCAGCGCCUCAGCAUCUCCAUCGCCAGCCAAGCAACGAGCAAAAAUGGACGACAUUGUGGUGGUAGCCCCAGGAACGCAGUCCUCCCGGAACGUCAGCAAUGAUCCAGACGUCAUAAAACUGCAAGAAAUUCCAACUUUCCAGCCCCUUUUGAAAGGACACCUCAGUGGGCAGACCUCUCAGACCAACACCAAACUGGAAAAGCUGGACCCCCAGCAGGUGCUGCAGCUGUGUCUCCGGUACCAGGAUCAUCUUCACCAGUGUGCAGAAGCGGUUGCCUUUGAUCAGAACGCGCUCGUGAAGCGGAUCAAGGAGAUGGACCUCUCUGUGGAAACUCUUUAUAGCUUCAUGCAGGAGCGCCAGAAGAAGUACGCCAAGUACGCGGAGCAGAUCCAGAAGGUCAAUGAGAUGUCUGCCAUCCUGCGCCGCAUACAGAUGGGCAUCGACCAGACGAUCCCGCUGAUGGAGCGGCUGAACAGCAUGCUGCCGGAGAGCGAGAGGCUGGAGCCCUUCAGCAUGAAACCCGACCGGGAGCUGAAGUCCUAGCUGAUCCCGCAGGCUCCCCCUCCGCACCGUCCGUGCUCCGGUGUUCAGCACAGGCGCGCUCCCAGCGGGCCGGCCUGGCGGAUGGUCGAGCGGCCGGCGGUGCUGCCUGACUCCCUGCCGGGGCAUCGCAGGAAGAGCAGCCUCAGCUGCCAGAACUGCGCAGCCAGGAAUCCGGGAGCUCCCCGCUCCCGUCGUCUGGAGAAGAUGAUAUACUGUCCUUUCAUCUCCCUCCUCUUGCCCUCCCGUCUCCUUUACUACCACCACAGCCUGCACCGAGACAUUUGUUUCAUUGCUGUGACUAGAUUGGGGUUUACAGAGGAGGAGUUUUUCUUUCAUCUGUGUUGGUUUUUUGUUUUUUUGUUUUGUUUUUUUUUCUUUCACUAGAGAAAUUCAAAGGGAUACGGGGUGCGAUGAACCCUCUAACAUGGUUUUUGUGCCACUGGGGUUAGACGAUUAGGUGUCUGGCAGGUAUUUCUGAGAUCCCCUGGCGUUGGAAAUACGUGUGUUUUAUAGGUGAAAGUGCGGGAGCCAGGAACUGGCUUAUUAAAAUCUGACUAUUAUCAUAAUUAACAUGGUUUGCAUGGCAGGGUUUUGGCAUGUCCUCCUCGAGGCUCCUGUUUUUAUGGGCUUACUAAUUUAUGAGGCGGUAAAGGAAUAACUGUUCCAAAUACGUACGUCUGGUAAUGUUAAGCAAGCCUUAGCGUUCCUCUCCCCCUCGCCCUGGCAACGUCCCCGUGGUGGCAUUUCGUGUCCCUCACCUUGCACAGUGAUUCUGACAGGCACUGGCACUGGCCUGCUCACUUUGCAUCCCAAAGCUGGACACGAGGUGUCUUUUGUUUUUUGUUGGUUGGUUGGUUUUCCUUUUAUUUAUUUAUUUUUAUUGGGACACUCCAGUUACCUUGGUGCUGUCUUUUCUACCAGAGGGAUGCCGUUGUUUCUUUACCUUCAAGCACAUGGGAGUCCGAGGGGGGGAGACACGAGAAGUCCUUCGGGUCUUUGCACGGGCUUCACUGCCGUCAUGCCCAGAGCUUGCCCGAGCAUGGUGUUUAAUGACUGAAACCACAGGGCCCUUUGGGGCCGCGCUCAGCGAACGGCUCCAGAGGCAGCAGGAUGUUCUUGCCUCCCCCCAGGCCGAGGGCCCGGCUGGAAGGCAGGCGGGGUGCCCCCCCCCCCCCCCCCCCACCUGCUGGGGUGGGUUGGUUCCCAACCCUGCCACUGCUCUGCUGCCUGCAGGCGAUUUGCAGCACCUCUCCGAGCUUUGGCCUCUCCCUGUUAUAAACGGGGGGGGGGGGGGCGGGGAUAUUUUACACGCUGCUGUAAAAAUAUUUGUGGAUCUCGAAAGAGGGUUUAACAGCCAGUGUCGCCAUUGCGUGGCAGCUCCUGUCUGCAGCAGCAGGAGAGUGAAACCAGGAGUGAGGAGCCCUGGGUUUGCUGGGUCAGGGGUAGGUCUGUGUGUGUUAUGCGAGUCCCAGGACGCUGAAGCGUGCCCGUGAACUCCAAGGGUGGCCGUGUAUCAGGAGCAUAAUUCCAGUGGUGAGGACAGCCCUCUUUGAGAGAGUCAGCGACGACCCAUCCGCCAGUACAGCACAAGGCGAGGCGACUUGCUUGGAUACCUCUUAGUACUUAAGAGUACUUGAUCAGCAAAAGAUUGUCUCUGAGCCUUUGGGAAUAAGAACGCAGUAGGUUUUUGAAAGUAUUAAUUAUUGCCUGGUGGCAGGAAGCAACAGGCCGUUCUCUUGUUGCAUUCCCAAAGGCCGUGUAGCCCAGGGUGAAUUUUUGUGAUGCAAACUGCUGCCGACUUAGAUGUGUAUCUGAACCAUAGUGGUGAUUGGAGCCCAGGGCCCACUGAACACUUAUGGAAGCAGAGUCCUGUAGAAAUGAAGCUCCCUGGAAUGAUGCCCUGGGAAGAGCGAUUGACUGCUUCAGAGACAGCAAGGAACUCGGCAGGAGAUUUUUCUACUAAAGGCAGCAGCAGAGUGGGCCUCCUUGUCUGCUGCUUCCACCCCAGCAUUGUUACGUAGUUGUACACACUCAGGUGUAGCUGGCUCUGUGUUGCACAGGAUAUAACAUCAGGCUUCCAUCCUUCCUCUUGCGUCCUGCAGUAUUUUACGCUUGGUUUGGUAACAGCUUGCACGAGACCUAACAACCCAGGAAAACCUGCUUGUCACGGCCAGGCCCGCGAGGGUCCUCACCGUCCAUCAUGGAAUAAUAUGUCUCUGCCUCCCGCCAUCCGACGCACCAGAAUUCGCAGCAGCUUUAAAUAGCGGCUGCAGGCGUUUUUGUCCCCCUCGUCCAGAUGAUGCUGUCUGGAAGCUUAGAAUGCGCGACAUUCAGCCGUCUGCCAGACGGGCCCGUGGAUAUCCCGCACGCGGGCGUGCUGGCAGCCUGUACUGGUGGGAAGAUCCUGGUAUUGGAUCUCAAGGCAGGGGCUAGGCUGCAGAUGCUGUAAAGCUUCUAGACACUUGGCCUCAUGCUAUUAAGUGUCAGAUCAAAGCAUUGCUCCUUGCGGUGCUAAUGAGGGCAAGCGAAUAGCAUUCCUAUCUGAAAGCUGCAGGAGUGAGGGCUGCAAAUCAGUUCCUUCCUUAUUUGCUGUAAAACACCCAGACAUGGGGCUGAUAAUGGGGGAAAAUGUUUGUUCCUAUGAUUGCUGGGCUUUAAGCUUGUGGAUGUGCUGCUGGGACUCCCAGCUUGAGCUUUCUGAGCAGCAAGGGGAAGUUGUGAAAAAUGUUAAUAGCUUAACUAGAAAGAGAGCUGAAAUGUGAAGGCUGACCCCUUCCAAAGCGCGCGGGUCAUCACCGUCACUCCACAGGUGAUGAAGUGGUGUAAGGUGCACCCUCUGACUGUUCUCAAACGAUGGUUUACAGUUUUACUUAACACCUUGUCACUGGUUUCAUUAACUGUACGUCUUUGCACUCCUCACCGAGGGGAAGACAUUUCCUGCCACAUCUCCUUGAGCUGCUGUUUGUUGCUUGGCUGCUGCUCCUUCGCUUUGCUCUGUGCGCUGCCAUCCGCUCCAUCUUGGAUGCGGGUGGCGAUCAAGGUGAGACUGUUGCUUUACUCCCUUUCCCGCUCUGUAGCAGGAGAUUUGAACCUUUCUGCUUACGAAUUUCCUUUUCCAAGCCAAACGCUGUUGGAGAAGGCCUCAGGUAUCUCUCACGAAUGUACUAGCUGUUCUCUCUUCUACAAAACCAUCUGGGCUGCUCCGCUGAAGACAAACAUUUCUGCCCUUUUCUGCUUUCUGAGGUGGCGUGUGGUCUGGGGUACAGACUUUAAGCUUCUUGAUAUGCAACCUUUUGAAAAGCUGGAGAACAGGGUGAGGCUCUGGGUCUGUUGUGGUUCUUCCCCUGACUCUGCUGUUGCGCUCCUCCCUCUGUGCUGGUGCCUGUUGCAUCCUACGCUGGUCAGUGCGCUAGGCACGCAGAAGAGGUUUGCUUUGUUGUUUCUGUUGUUUUUGUAAUUUAAUGCGUUGACAGGGUGCUAAAGUGCCAACCUGUGUGCAGGGCAAUUGCUGUGGAGAUCUGGUGAAGGGGACAGAAAAUAGUUUUUGGGGUUUUUAAAACAUAUGUAUUUUAAAUUAAAUAUAUUUAAAUAAAUAUUUAAAGUGUGUUUUCCCCUCCUCUAAGCUUUUACACAGAAAGAGUAGAAAUGCACAUUUUUGCAGGCCCAGUCACUGUGUGAGCUAGCCCCUCUCUCUCUCAGGCUGCGUGCCAGUGGGUUCCUGAGGUACUAUUGUAACUGCCGAGCUGCCGGAGUGUAUUUUGGUUACCAGCCUUGUGGCUCAGGGCUCCUUGGCUAACGGGUGCUUAUCCUGUUUGCCCACUUGCUCCGCUUUCGGCUCCCGUCAUGCUAUGUGUUCCACAGCUCCAGCAUUAAAAUGUGUGGUAUCAGUCUUUGCCAA